AAGAAUUAUAAAAAUAUUUUGAAUAUUAUGAAUAAUAAUUUUCAUGAAAAUCGAGAAAUGGCAGUCACAUUUGGAUUAGAAAAUGUUCCUGAAGAAGAUAUGAAAGUAAAUAAAAAAUUUCGAAUGCAUGUAUUUAAAUUUCAAAGAUUUAUGGCUACUAUUGUUGAUAUUCUUCCACAAGCUGAUCGAACUGAUGAACUUGUACAAAUAAUAAGGUUAGUGGGAAGACAGCACUGCCAUAUAAAAUCUAUGAGUUUUACAGCUGAUAAAUGGUUACUAUUUAAAAAUUCACUAAUUUCUGUUUUAUGCGAUGCUAAUUCACAGAGAAAAGUAUACGAAAGUUGGAGCCGAUUGUUGAGUUUUGUUAUUUAUGAAAUGAAAGAUGCAUAUCUGAAAUAUGUAUGUGUUUUAUCUGUUUUCAUUAAAUUAUGCAAAAUAUGA
Molecule: messenger RNA, 441 nt
Organism: Thelazia callipaeda (thelaziosis nematode)
Lineage: Eukaryota; Metazoa; Nematoda; Chromadorea; Rhabditida; Thelaziidae
Source: the annotation of a GenBank genome assembly